This is a messenger RNA of Xyrichtys novacula (pearly razorfish), 24040 nucleotides long. Lineage: Eukaryota; Metazoa; Chordata; Actinopteri; Labriformes; Labridae. The record is from the annotation of a GenBank genome assembly.
AGUGUACAGUAGCUUGACUUGGUCGUCAGGCUCAGUCGGGGAAUGCAGCUCGGCUGUCCUGCGAAGUUUUCAUGAACAAAAUAUUUAACUACGUCCGACUGAGACAUGGAGACAGCGGUAUACAUUUCUGUUGUAAAGUAACAUGAGACCAACAGGGAAACAAAGGUAAGAUAAACCCAAGUAUUUAUAUUCGUAGUUAUUGUCGUUGUGAGUAAAAUCAGUCAGAUCCGAACUUCCUCAUCUACGAGCAGCUAACAGUUCUUAGCUCUGUUAGCUUGUAAGUUCACCUCGUCAAAUUGUUGAAAGCUUUUGCCUUCAGUAGUGGAAAUUUACGGCGAUGAAGAAGGUCUUGGUAAACUCCAUCGAUUAUUUUAAUAUUUCACGGGCGAGUAUGUACGAUGCUGAGUCGGUCAGCAACUCUUGGGGCGAUUAAAGUUCGAUUAGCAUCCCGCUAGCCGAGUCUGAUUUCAUUACCUAGCAUGCUAACAGGGGUUAGCUGGAUGGAAAGUGUAAACACAGCUCGGUCCGACUAAGUCGAAGCGUCAGAUAACAAACAGAAAGUCCCUUUUCGGUAAUUGGGAAUGUUUCGUUAUGGUCUUGGUAAACAUGUAGGUAUGUGGUUUUGUUUAAUUUCUAUCACGAACAUGUCAUCAGUAUGUCUAUACAGUGUUGGCUGUCUGUAUUGACGCCUCAAAUACGUGAUCACUUUGACUAUUGAUUACAUAGCCACGUCUGCCAUAGAUUUCAUUUCACUCAAGGGUAGGACACGAAGGAAAUCAAACAAGUUAGAGAGGGAAACCGAUAACGAUACUCGAUAAAUGGCCAAAUGAUACAAUCGCGAUACAGAAACACCCGCAAAAGUGGAAGUCUGAUUGUGAUUGUGACUUUCCCGUUCAGCAAACACGGGCAUGGCUCAGCAAACAGAGGAAAGCUCACCUUUAAUGUUUCCCCAUUGUCUCUUUAGAGCCCAGUUAACAAUGUUUUCCUGAAUAGAUAACACGUCAUUUGUUGGGCGCAGUCCUUCCUUAUAAACUGUGACUUUUAUAGCACACACGCUAAAUUAAUCCAUGCCAUCUUCACUGGGGCUCUUUGUUUGUGAGUCAUAAAAUUGUGUUUCGUUUCGUUUUAUAGUCAGACUCAGACUUUCGGAGUGUUAGGGAAAGCGUUUCAGCUCCAUGUCUAGAAAUAAAGUGGGAUUUACAGGUUUGAUGAAGUGAUAUGUGUUCAAACCACAGCUUCAGUCUGACUCACUGACCUGACAGAGGCAUUUCUUCUAACCACCUAAAGUGAUCUAAGUUUAGAGACAGACAAUGACAGCUACAAUUUAAACAAUGAUUUAUUAUGAUUUUGUCUGAAGCUCAAAUAUUGACACAUUGUUUUCCUGUGAGCAAACCUGUAAUAAAGAAGGCAGGUCCUGUUUUUCAUGUCAGACAUUUACAUAAAGGGUUUGCACCACACCUCAAAUUGGUCUGCUCUAGUUUGAGUCACAAUGACCUAAAUUUCCCAGUCAGUUGUGUGUUGUGAAACAAUUAAACAGUAGAAAAUCAUUAUUCUACCACUGUGACAAUAAAAGAACAUUUAAACUAUAUUUUUAAGAGUAGAUUUCCAUCUUUGAAAACUAUUUUUUCAAGUUUUUUUGACAGUCAACCAAAUGAUUUCUUAUCUGUAUUUGUCCAAUUCAGUCAGGCAACAGUUAGUUGAUCCUGGAGCUAUAGAGUGAAGUAAACAUUUGCAUAUUGCAACAAUGCCUCUUGUCUAUCAACAUGGAUGCUUAUCUUAACUUUUCUUUGUACUUGAUGAACGAGCUGGCAAACAUUUGUGCACACUUAACAAUGGUAAAGACGUCAGUGACUCUGUAUUUGCUAGUUAGGAUUUACAGGUUACGCUCCAGUCAGUCAUUGUCUGUUUUGUAUUGUGGGAUAUAUUACAAACCGGUGCUUGUUUUUAAAAUUCUGACUGAUUUAAACCAAUAGCUUGAUUGAUAAUUUCCCACCUUGCCAGGCUAGUAGGAGGAAGUAUCCUAAAGAUGAUUGUAAAUACACAAUCGUGGGAACAUCUCACUGUAUAAAAUGUUUUAGAACAUGCUCCACGGAGUAAAUACAGGUUGUAGACCCUUUAAUUCUCUGCUUGAUCUGGGAUAUGUACCACAAACCUCUGCAAAGAAUCACAAAUGACGCAUGGAAAAAGUGAGUUUGGCCUCAAAAGCAUCUUUGCUCACUAGGGCCACUUUGACUGUUGAAAUCAGGGCUGAUACAAAGGCCAAAGGCUGAUUCCAAUACCAGGGUUUGUUUUUUCCAUUACCUCUUAGUUUUUCUUUGGGUCUGAUUUCAAAUGAGCUGUUAGAUUGUAUGUACUUAAACUGAUGUUAGCACUCCCCUCUUGACAUCUCAUUGAAACACAUCUUACAAACUUGAAUGUAGGCCUGGGCGAUUAUAUGAUCGUGAUCGAUGAUCGUGAUAAAUUUCAGUUCGAUCAUGGUGAUCAGCUGUGAGCAUAUUUACUUGAUCAAAUAUGGCGGAAAUGUGCGUGACAACAGCCAAUCAGAGUCAAGCUUUUCUUGCUCACUUCUGUUAGUUGUUGGAGAAGAAAACAGAAUAACCAAACGUGGAGCUAAACGUGGUGCUAAGGGCAGCAAAAUGGAUGUCAGUCUUGACUUUAAGUCAUCCUCCGAAGAUGUUAUUGUUGAGAAGAAAAGGUUUUCAACAUCGGUUGUGUAGCGGUUAUCUCCAAAGUGACGUCUAGCAAUUAAGCCGAUGUAUAAGGUAUGUUGGUGGUCGGUGCUCUCAAAAACGGGCAAUACAACAGAUCUGUUUAAUAAUUUCAAGAAGUACUUCCCGAGUGAUUAUGAGGAUUAUGAUUAUGAGGAAAAGCACGAAAAUGUCACUGCUGACGGCAUGAGUAGCAUUAGCAGUUUAGCCACAACUAGCGGUGGAGCCACCAGACCAAAGCAAUCAAUCCUAUCAUCUACGUUUACAUCAUCUAAUGUUUACAGUUUAAGGCGUCUUCAUUAUCCCUGAGGGGGUCAUUUGUUUAUUUUGGGUCUUACAUACCUGCAAAAACACUCAGGACUGUAAAUUAAUUCACUGUAUUAUUUAGUAUUUAUCUACAUUUGUUGUACUGUUGAGUUAAAAUGGGUUUGAUAUUUUUCUAAGUUUAUGUUACUCAGUUUGCUUUGUUAUUUACUUUGUAUGUUAAUAAAAUGUUGAACUAAUCUCUAGUUUUUUUAGUUUUUAGUACAGAUCCUUUAAAACUGGCAGUUUAAAAAAAAUCAUGAUAAUAAUCGAGAUCAGACAAUAUGACAAAAUAUAUUAUCUUUUUUUUUUUUUUUGCCAAAUUGCCCAGACCUACUGGAACAUAAUAGUUCCACACCAUCAACCUUCUCUUUGGUGUAUGACCUUAGAAACAAACUGUGGGAUUGUUUAAAAGGGGGAUUUCUUCAGCCCAUUGAAGAAUCUCAUCCCUGAAUCAGCAGUUCAAUAUACUGGCCUUCUCGUAUUAAAGCGAGGCCACAUAACACAUGAACAUUGACCGCUGACAUCAGUCCAUGACACAUACGUUACAUAUGGCUGGUGUUUUCAUCAAUGAUGCUGAUAUCAUUAUUAGAGUCACACACCCCUGAAAGUAGAAACUGCAUGUAUAAAUGGGAGAAACACUAUCCCCCUAUGUCAAGCUCUGUGACGACCUGGCAGCAAAGUCGAGACUCAAUUAGACGUGCCCCUGAUGCGUCCUUGUCAGAUCCCCAGCAAGUGGUAUUUACAUCUUUCUAUGUCACGUGCACACUGUGUCUUUUACUCUGUAGUUAAAAUAAAGUGCUAAGUGCAGAAACAGUUACAGUAAUCCAUCUUCAAAUAUAAACCAUGAGCUCACUGUAGAGUUCAGAUACAGUUGAAAGUACCCCGUCUUGUGUGUUUUAUAUCAGACUGUUAAGUAAACCAUGUCUGAACAGCAUCAGAGAAGGACACUCCAGUACCUCCUGUCCACAGUACUACUCUUUUUAACACUUUCACUAGCAGAUCAACUAAAGAGAGGUUCAUAAAGCCAGUGUCAGCUGACAGACUCAUGAUGACUGAUGGACUGUCCGAGAACAACUUGUUUUUGCUCUCGGAGUCCUGCGCUGUAAACGGAGGGGGCAGUUCCACUAAUACUGAAUUAUUUCCUCCUUAUGUGGAGGGUAAACAGGUUAUGUAAAAAAGAAAGCAGCUUUUCUUGCGAGUUUGAGAUCCAGUUUCUGGGCUCUUCCCCCUGUCUUAAAGCCAUAGUCCCUGAAUGCAUUGUCAUGAUCAGGAAGUCGGUCCUCUGACUGGAAUGUCUCCGGAAAUUAGCGUACGUGAUGAACGCUUUGCAGAGGAACACGGUGAAACACUCAUUUCCAGUGUUGGAAACAGAUUAUUAUAAGUAGUGUUUCUUUGAAGGAAGGCAAAGGCUGCCAUUACUUUCAGAAUUCCAGGAAGUGUACAUCCCUUUGGACUUCAGCAUUGACAAACACAGCAGUGAAACCUUUUUCAUGUUCUGACUAAACCAAACCUAAGCAGAUUUCUGCUGCUUUAGAGAGCACAAGAAUGUGUCUUUCUCACAAGCAUUUAAACAAAAUGUUAUGUAAUCCUUAACAACAGAUUUAUAUAUUCUGAAAGUUUGAGAUUAACUCUCUUUUCCUUGAUAGUUCUUUGACAUUUCAGCCGUCUUGUACUGCUUUUGCUCGCAUUUACAUUUGAAUCUUUCAAACCUAAACCAGGGCUCGACAGUGUGACCAUUUCACUCGCAUUUGCGACUAAAAAUAGAUGUGUGUGAAUUGUAAAAUGUAUUUAGGGGCACGUGCACUUAAAAGAAAUUAGCCGAGGCAAAAAUUGUUUUUCAUGUAAAUACCACAGUGAAGUUUAUUUUUAGGUUGGAUAUCUGACAGACAUACACUGUGGAUCUACCGGUGUCUUCUCACUCUCCACAACCUGGAGAUAAUAGUAACAGCAGCGUGGUUUAAUGUACUCGGCAUCCUGGCUGUCAAUGUCGGGUGUUGAAUAAGAGACUGUCAAUAUAUUACCAUGUCUGGUUCCACCAGACGAAAAUACCACUGCGCGGGGUCUGCCGCGCUGCCGGCGGGCACGAAAAUAAAGCCCCUAAAAUUGAUAUCAAAUAAUAGUACUUACGUCGACCAAUAAGACAAACAUUAUUUGAUCAAUUUUCAUGUGCUCCUUGUGAAAAAAGUUAGUGUCAAGCCCUGCUGAACUCAUGAUUUGUUUUUCGUCGCAAGGUACCCUGUUACAUUAAGUGUUCCUGAACAAAAUGGCAGUAGAACAUGCCAGCAGGUGAACACAUAUCAGCCGUUGCCUUGAGGUGAACGAAAUAUUGGGGCUUUAAAAGUAAAACCAAUCAAGUCACUUCAAGCUCUCAACUUGGAUACUACAACACAAGUGGUGACAUGUCCCAGUUUAGCUCCUGUGUUUCAAAGCCACUUUAGGGUUUGGGGAUAUGAUGCACUUUCAACCCAGCUGAAAGUGUAUUUGUUAUUCAAUAUUUCCAGGGAAAGAACAGCAUCUGCAGAGAGGAUGUGUUUUACUGCCUUUUUUUUUCAUGUGUGCUGCUGAUGUUUGUUUACUCUGGAAAUAGAAGAAGCACUGUGGAGCAAUAAUGACAUAAAAACUCAGGAAGGAUGUUCUUUGGGAGAUUGCCAUGUUCUGUUUAUAGUUUAUUAAUAGAAAAAAGAUAUAAAUGCAUUAAAAAAAAGAAGGGUUUUAUGUGCCAGGCAGCGCAUACUCACAGAGUUGCAAUAUAAAUCCUCCAUUUCUGUUUGGUUAUGCACCUAAUUGUCUCUUUACAAAAUUACAGGCAGUGGGAAACCUGGAUUUAUUCUGUUUAUUGCUGCUUAAGGGCCAGCAUGUUAUUGCUUUGUGGCCAGAAAGGUCUUAUUAAAGCCAUCACCACUACAGCCUCAAGUGACACAUCCAGUUACUAUUUUCUUUCCACCAUGUCAGCACAGGAAUUAUAGUGUAACUCCCUGAAAACUCACUUACCUUUCUCUGACCUGUUUCUGUAGUUUAAAUAAGUAGAUUUCAAGUGUUGAUCGUGACAUAGCAUCAUCUGAUGCAGAGCUGGUGGUUCCUCUUAAGAGCUGACGGAUGGUUGAAGCCAUUUAUUCAGCCGCAGUGAGCUUCCUGCCCUCGGGGUUGUCUUGGGAACUAGGACACCAUCCCAGUGUGCGCGAGCUGGAGUUGCAUAUGAUUGCCCCGAAGCCACAGAACUUGAAUACAUAGAUGCAUGUGCACACUCAAACGCUAACACAUACAUGACCACAGUCACACGGAAAGUCCCGCUUAUUCGGCGCAGGCUUUUCCAGUUUAAUGACACAGUGGCAGUGUAAUUUCACAUUCACUUGCGGGUAGCCCUGAAAUUGCUCCUCUCACUUGUUAAAGUUUCCUCUCGCUCAUGUGACUUUGCGAGUUGACCUCAUACAUCAUCAAGCUUUGUUAUGAUGUGGAAUUAUAGUGUAAGGACAUCACUUAAACCAGCUGUACCAGAAAAGCCUCACAGUGGAAGUUCUACUCACGGUCGCCGGCUUAAUUUAGGAUUAAAACACUCAGGGAUGACUCUGGAAAAGUGCUAUUCGAAUGUUUCCAGUGCUUUCUAUUUCAAGAGCAGAGUAUUUAUUUGAAUAAAGUAUCAAAACCAGCGAGGACAAAGAUGCCUCUUUAUACUGAAGUUUCCCAGGUCUGUACCUGUUCAGAGGUUACAGUGAUGUUUUUAGAGAUUCGGCACAGUUCCUCUUUGGACUUGUUUGUAUUCUCAGCAUAUCAUUUUAGUAUCUGGUGUCUAUUUUAUCCUCAAAUUGAUGCUGAAUGACUACUAAUCUAGAAGCGUUCUAAACCUCCGUCCCAUGUCAGAUGGAUCAGGGAUGUUAUAUUUCAUCUUAAAUUGGAGAGGAUUGAGUUUAGUCUGAGAGGUAACAGGGAGAAAUUUGAUCAGGUUUGGAUGCCUUUCCUGACUUACUUAGACAACCUCACCACGAUCACAAACUGGGAUUCCUCCUGACCCAACCCUAGCUGUAUUUAACAUAGGAUGAAUGUACUUAGAUCUAUGUGUACUUAAAUCUGCACAUUUGGUGAACAGUGUUGAUAUGGAAUAUUGCGCUUUAUUUAUAUGUAGUUUUUUUUUAAUUAUUAUUAUUUUAUUUUUAAAAUUUUCUUUCCCAUUAUUUAAAUUUAAUUUGUAUUUCUCUUUCUGGGCUCUGUUUUUUUAUUUUAUUUCAUUUUAUUUUACUUAUUUAUUAAUUUUUUGCAAUACCCUUUCUUUACAUCAUAUGUUCAGGAUAACUUGCAGUGUAAUUUAUCUUUAUUAUUAUCCUUAUUUUUACUUUACUUAUUUAUUUAUUUUAUUUUUUCUUUCUCACUUAAUACUUCUUGUUAGAGGAUCUGGGAACGGGGGGUGGGCUGUCGGUGUGAAGAGCAGUAGCCUACAGUAUAUCUACAGUAUACUGUAGAUAUCUACAUUAUAUAUAUAUUUUUUAUAACUUCAUAAAAAUAAUAAAAAAUCGGCAGAUUAAUCGAUUAUCGGAUUAUUUUCUCCCCUAAUGAUCAGUAUCGGCAUCGGCCCCCAAAAAUCCAUAUUGGUCGGGCCCUGCUGAAAAUGCCAAUAAACAGAUUUUUUUUAAAUGAUGCUGAAAGAAAAAUAAAGGAAAUGCUUUUAUCUUAAAUUGAUCUGAGUCACAGUAGGAAGUGGAUUUAAAUGCUUUACCCAGGUUCCUCUUCCUCUCACUCCCAUUGACUCCCAGUAUGACACACGUACAUCAAGGUACAGGGGGAAAAUGUUUGCAGCUCUUUUCUGUAUCUUUCUGAUGUUAUAGAGGAGUUCUGCGUUGUGUCAUGUCUGUGGAGAGAAGUAUAGUAGAAAAAGUGACAGUUACACAGUCAUUAGUGUUCGGAUUAGGGUUAAAAUUGGCUUAAUUACAUGGUUGAGUGGACCUUGUCUAUAGUCGUUGAUAGCCUAGUUUCCACGUCAGCCCUCUGGCCGGUUUCACUACAAAGAGGCCGCGCUGACCCAGAUCCCCUCUGGGUAAUACACAUAUUAUUGACAAGUACCUCAUACAACCCCGCGUUAACAAAAACAACCUUUUGGCCUGAGUUUGUGUGGAGUAUUAGCAACAUCUGACCGCACAAACCUGAUCCAACUGGUGAAACCGUGGCUGUGAAAAGAUCUCAUUUUUCUAUGGCUGAGUGUGUUUCGGUUACAUUUUCUCUGACAGGGACGAACACGUACAAACAUGCUUAGUUUCAUGCCACCUCUGGGAUCUCAUGUCUUGUUCUGCUACCCUCUGGUGGGUUGCGCUUUGCUCGUUUGCAUGUGUGAACUUGGGUUUUUCAUUGUGACUCUUAAACUUUCAGAGCGUGCAAUUAAAACACUUCAUACUUUACAACUUUGCUCCAGCGCCAAUGAGGGCUGAUGAGAUGUAAUUAUGGUUUUGACUGUUUUUUAACUGUCAUGUAUAUUUAGUUCACAGCUAAGCACAGGUCAUCUUUACAUUCAAGUGAGUUUCAGAUUAUAGUCUGCUUAAUAUGUCUGCUUAUUUCAGUUUUUUGUGAGAGUAAUGAGCGUAUCUAUCAUGUUUUACAAAGUGACAUUUCAAGGCAGGAUAUUCAGGCCCAUGUGUUUAGGCCCUCUGAACUCCCUGUUUGAGGUGGUGUCAGAGGCAAAGUGGGGGAAAGGACAAUAAUGAUGGCGUAACCGUGGAGUUUUCAGGGUUCAGAGACAUUUCACGGUGUGUGUACUACUGCACACCCACUGUUUGUUUACAAACCAUGACUCUGAAAAUUCUGCAAUACUGUGAUAUGAUGUAGACUCACAUACUUGGAUGACAAUAUUUGAGAGUUUUGGGGUGCAGUGUCUAAAAGUACAAAGUUGUUUUGAUGGUGGGACUCUGUUUCAGCUCUUUAGAGGAAUUCCACUUGGAACAAACUGAUGUGUUAUCACUGUGUUAUCGCAGCCUGUCGUUACUCUGCGUAUGACCUUUAAAGUAAAGAGAUUCAAUGUUUACACUGCCUGCACUUUAUAGCUCUUUUAUAGUUUUACGAUCAAAGUGUGAGGUGUGAACUAAAAGGGAACACGUUGUGGGAAAGAACUUGAUGAUAACUGGUUGUUCAUUAGGUGUUUAUUAUUAAUACUCAAGUUCACGUCUUGGGCCACUUGUGAGUGAAUCCUGAUGACCACUCCUUAUAUUAUCUUUGUGAGUGUAAAGUGGCUGCUUGACAGAAACAAGCAAAACAAACAAACAAACAAAAUCUUUAAAUGUCAAUGUAAGGUUUGAAGAAAUGAGCUGAUUUUUUGUUGUUUAAUUUGUGUCACCUUUACAUGUUACAGGUUGUAGGGAUAUCUUCUAAUCUUCUAGGGGUGGGAGAAUAAAUCGAUUCACAUAAAUAUCACGAUUUUUUGUUUUACAAUUUCAGAUAAAUUUUUCUGUUCAAAAAAAAUAUAUAUAUAUAUUUUAAUUUAAGAAUAAAUCUUAAAAACUGACUUACAUGUGAUGUGUAAGUCAGUCAGUAGACAAUCAUAAUCAUUCAGCUGUUUCACUGGUGUUAAAAAUGCAGACUAAAAAUUGAGAAAUCGACAAUAUCAUAGAAUCACAAUUUUAAUCAAACCAGCAUCCAAAAAAUCGUAGAAGAAUCGAGAAGUAGUAGUAGUAGUAGAAGAAUUGGGAGAAAAGCAUAUCGUCCCAGCCCUAAUAUCCACCUCACACUUUGCUGUGAUUUUUGUCACUAUGGUUUCUGUGCAAUCACGACUUCUCCUGAGCCGUGCAUUAGCAGGGCAAGUUAGUGUAGCUAACUAGAACAUGGCAGAUGCAGAGGAGGACGAGAUGUCAUAUUCUGAACCCACAUGGUCUUUUGCCACAAACAGAAUCUGUCUGCAGCCUCUGCUGAUGCUGACUUUGAAAUGUCUCUCUGAUUGCUUCAGCAGGGGUCGUAAAAACGAACUGCUGCCUAUACGUCAUUUUUGAAAUGAGGGAAAAACCGCAGCCAGUCAUUGAGAGGUUUCUAGGUUACGAGAGUGAACAUUUGCACCUUUGCAGGAUUGCUGUCCCAGUUGAGAUUUACAGUGAGCUGGUUAAUUAGCCACCUUUUUGGCUCCUACUGGAAUUUUCCUGAAAUUAGUCCCUGAUGACAAACACACACAAACACAAGCAAAGCACGUGCAAGAGCAGAAGGAGCAAAAUCAAUCUUGUCUUCAUUUUGCCGGUAAGAUGUAAUUAUAAUUUUGUAAAGUGAAUUCGCAAUUAUACUUUGAGGACUUGUCUAGGGAAGGGCAUGUCUUAUAAAAGCUUAGAUAUUAAGUUUCUUCUAUUUGUGGAGUUGAUGGGAGCAAGAAGGUCCUGGGUUCGAAUCUGGGUCAGGGCAUUUCUGUGUGAAGUUAGCAUGUUCUCCCUGUGUCUGUGUGGGUUUACUCCGGGUACUCCAAUUUUCGUCACCACAUCCCAAAAACAUGCCGAAGUAGAGUUAGCUUAAUUGGCCACUUUCAAAUUGCCUGUCGGUGUGAAUGUAAGCGUGGGCGGUUGUUCGUCUCUAUAUGUCAGCCCUGCAAUGAACUGGCGACUUGUCCAGGGUGUCCCCUGCCUAUACCCGAAGAUUCUGGGAUAGGCUCCAGUCCCCCUGCAACCCCGGGAACAGGAAUAAGCGGUAGAAGAUGGAUGGAUUGUCUAAAAAACUUGAUAAUUCUGAUCCAAGAAGUUCACAAGAGUUUACCUUACAAUGGAUACAGUCUCUCAGCUGGAGGGAACUGAGUGUGUUUGUGAAAGAUGCUGCAACUACUGCUGAAAUCUUUACACCAAUUAAUUAUUUUGUUUUCCUUUAUUUGCUUUAAUAUUAGGAUGUAGAAAAAUGAGGUGUCAAAACCAAAAGGAAAAAAAAAGAGUUUUGCAGGUUUUCUUGUAACAGAUAAGUUGGAUGAAUGUUGAGGCAUCUGUUAUAGAUAUAGACACGAACAAAUCGCAUGAUUAUAAAGCCAUAUUCAAACCUACAACAACUAUUAUUGAUGUAGAAGCUGAUGUAUUUUGGAUUUGUCUCACUCUGCAAAAGCAAAGAGAAAAAAAAAUACAGGUCACCACCGUGAACGUGUUUAAGGAGUUUAUUCUCAAUUUUUUCCAAAUGGAUCUCUGGUCAGUUAAAGCUCAUUUAUGUCUUAACUUCAGCAUGUGUUUAAUCGCAUUCUGGUGCCGUGGUUGAUAAGAUGCUCAUGUUGAAAUGAAGGAUUAUACUGCUGUUGUGAAAAUCAGCCCACAUUUCUUUGUUUUGUUUUAAAUUAUGUUCAAAUGUAGGGAAAACAAGCAUGUCCAUCAGUCUGGUAGGGAUCGUUCAGCACCUUGGAAGCCUGCUUCUAAAUUCUUGAUGGGCUUUUGUGUAGCUGGUCUUCCGCGUAUCAACCACGAGUAAACUAAAAUGUCGUUUUCUCUGCUCUGCUGCUCAGAACAUGUGGAAGCAUUCAAGGCAAGGUGUGGCAGCUCCAGAGACGCACUGACACAGCUGUAGCAACAUCUGAGAUUUAGGAUGGGAAAAACACUGGGUUUUGUCUUGUUUUGCCUUCAGAUGAUUAAUGUACACUCAAGGGGGAAGCCUACAGUCAAUUUAUACCAGCAGCUUCACAUGCACAAACACAUACGCAGGAGAAACACCUCAGAAAGAGCCCGAGGUCAGCCAGAAACUCUGAAUUCUCAAAGCGACGGUCUCUUUUCAGCCCAAGAAAACGCCUCAUUAAUCGCUUUAUGUCCCAGAUUUGAACAGAUUUUUGGUGUUUUAUAUCUAGCUGACCUUUUAGAUCGGUUCUGAGAGAAAUCCCCUUUUUAGGUGCUUCUGUUUUUGCUGCAGACUGUUAAAUUUUAAUCGUUUUUCCUCUUCUAUUUCAGGUUUGUGUCCUACAUCUGAAAAUCGACACCUUGUUGCUGGAUUUGAUCGAGGAACAGACCACUCGUCAGACUUCCAGAUCUCCUUUAUCAGCUUUCAGCCACCAUGUCCUAGCUAACAGCAGCCCAGUCCCCUCCCUUGACCAUCCUGCCCCAGUCCCUUAAACCCCAGUCCCUGUCCUCCAUCUUUAUCCCUCUCUCCUUCUCCUUUCCUGAUGUGGUGAUUUCCGGUUGUAGCUUCCGCAGGGUCACUUAGCAUCCAGCACAAUGAGCAGCCUUCACCAGCAGCAUCAUGGCAGCACAGGCUCAGAGCGAGACCUUCACUCUGCUGCCUCCUCUGUCAGCCUCCCGUCGAUUAGAAAGACCCCCAAGAAGCGCCGUCUUUCCCUCCACUCCCUCUUCAGUCGCCGACGCCGGCAUGAUCGCGACCCCAAGCGCAAAUCUAGGCCUCCGCAGGGGGCAGCUGGGGUGGAUGGAAUCGUCAGCUCAGAGAGCGUCCAACCAGAGACUCUCCAAGACAAAACCUCUGCGCAGUCUGCCCUCGCCGCCACAUCGACUUCAUCAGUGUCAGGAUCUUCAUCAGAGCUCAUGGAGUGCCCCCUGUGCCUCCUGCGCCAUGCACGGGACCGCUUCCCUGACAUCAUGACCUGUCACCACCGCUCCUGUGCAGACUGCCUGCGGCAGUAUCUCCGCAUCGAGAUCUCUGAGUCCCGCGUCAACAUCUGCUGCCCAGAGUGCUCUGAGCGCUUCAAUCCCCACGACAUCCGCAUGAUCCUCGGGGAUCGAGCCCUCAUGGAGAAGUACGAGGAGUUCAUGCUCAGGAGGUGGCUGGUGGCCGAGCCUGACUGCCGCUGGUGCCCGGCUCCUGACUGUGGGUAAGUACGAGAGCGGAGAGACCUCACAGCGUAAAUUUGACAUGAUAAAUGACUCACCAGUUGAAAGCUUAUGAGAUCUGAUUUUAAGUUUAUUAUAGUGGAGAAGUAACAUGCUGACUUCGAAAAGUUUUGGCCUUUUGGACAGAAAGACUCGUCACUGAACAGUAGGGACAUAUUUGAGUUCUGAUCAUUCAGCACUAACAGCAUUUCUAAGCAGGCUGAAUUUACAGGGUCUGAUUAAUCCAGUCGUUUCAAACAUUUUAAAAUUCAGGGCCUACACAAGUAUGGCAAGUAUGGAAAAGUGUGGAAGUAAUUUUAUGAAUUUCCAGGUCUUAAAAAGUACGGUAAACAAAAAAUAAAGUAUGGAAAAAUAUUGAGGUUUCCAGACUAUCACCACAGUAAAAAAAAAAUACUGUUUUCUAAAGAAGAGGAGUAGGUAUCUCCAAAAAUAAUUCUAAAAAAAUUGGGUAUGGAAAAGUAUGGAAAUCCCAACUAUGUAUGAACCCUGUUAAUUGUUUCCAAAUCCACUUCAGCUCAUUUUCGAUCAUUCAGAAUCUCUUUUUCGGUUGCGCUGAUGUUUUGUCCUCCUGACAGAACAAACUCGUAUGUCCUAAAAUAACAGAAAGCACUCACAUUCAGAAGAGGUUCACCUCUGCUUCUGCACUGAUGUCUGAGUUAAAAAUAACCGAUCGCGUUAAUAAACCUCUUUGUUCUGUCUGGGUGAUGAGUCAGCCAAAGAAGAUGCAAGAACCCUGUGAUGAUGACGACGCCUACUGCUGUCUGACCACAUGUGUAAUUUUACAAACUGUAUUAAAGGCUCAACACGGCAGACAUACAUGUGGCUCACUAACUUGUAGCGCUGAACUGUAUAAAGGUCUCCGAACCAAAAUAAAUAAAAUCAUGGGGUAAAAUAAUUAAAAAUAGCUUAAAAGUUAAUGAUUCCUCUAAGGCAUGUUUCCCUACCUCCAGGAAAAAUGAACAAAACAACCAAACACACUUUCAGUGAGUGAAAAUACAAAGCUAUACUUGGACCAUUGUCAGUUCAGAUCAGAUCACAGAGGUUUCCAGUUUCUUUUCCAAGUAAAUCAGUGAUAUGAAUUUUUAUAGAUUUUCUCUUUUUUUUCCUCACGGUUUCGGAGCGUUGUUUUCUUCCAGCUUUACUCAGAAGUUUAAGGAUUUUUCACCAAUUAUUGCCUCUCCCUGGAAGACACUGUAAAAGCUUUUCUGAAGUGGCCUUUACAGCCCUUACUAGUCUUGAGAACCGAGCGAUGAAUAUCAUUUAUUUAACGCUCGAUGAGAUUCUGCAAGCCCAUUCCUUCCGCUUCUGCUCCAAAAACAAGAUGAAACUAUUUCUCUGGUUUCCCUCCUUCACAAGGAGGUGCCGAGUGUAAAUGAGGGUCAGGUCGGGGUCUUGAAGGCUCCAGUAGGGCUUCAACAGUUUGCUAACGGGGGCCUGAAGAGAGGCCAAGCAGGUUGUUUCGUCUCCGUCUACUGUUUGGUGCCUCUUAAAGCAAAGUCUACCAGCACGAACACACAAAAAGCUCAAUCACAGAUGCUGAGUUUUUUGAUGUGUUGUGCAUCCUGGAGUUUGUUCUUAGUAGCCCACAUUCCUUGCAUUCAGACGCCGUGGUUCGUUUAGUAUUGAACGAUAGCAGGAUUCAGUAAUGACUUCACUCUCUCUUGGCUUUGUUGCAUCAACACUGCUGACCCUGUCUCUCAGAAUAAUGGCUCUUUCAUGCGCCUGUUUCAGCUCUUCUCGCACUCAUCAUCUCAUCAGUUAAGCUUUGGCUCCACCGGUAAUGCUGACAUUCUUUGAAGUUAUACAACCCUCGAAGUUCUUCGAGAUUCUCAAAAGCUUAUCUGAUCAUAAAAGUGGAGCACUGGGUGUCAGCGGAGAACACUUGAGAACUGAAGUUGUUGAUAGGUAAUGAGGACGUAUUGGUAUCAGUGAGGGAAAGCACAAGCUAGUAAUAAAACCCAACAGGUUGACUGCGAUGAACUUUGUGAGUGACCCAGUCUUGACAAAAUACUGUGAGGGUAUAUAAUUCCUGCACAUCUCUACUGCUACUCUCAUGGCCAAAGUGUGUCAGUAAAAUGAUGCCAUGACAUCAGAUGCAGCUGGUGCCUGGUUUUAUUGUCUCCAUGUGACACUGUGGCACAAAAAAACACCAUCUGGGUCGAAAUCAACACAAUUCUCUGAACUUUAAAUCUUUUUUUUUUUCUCCCUUUAUUUUGCAUUUUAUCCAUUUUUCUCAUGAUUAUGUUUACUAUGUAAUGAUGACGCUGCUGUUUAUUUAUUUAAUUAAUUAAUUAUUAUUAUUAUUAUUAUAUAUAUUUUUUAAUAAUUAUUUUUUUUCCUCCCCUGUAAUCGCCCAAAUUCAAUGUUAUCCCUAGGACAAGAGUUGGGGCAAGGGUUGUGGAUAAAUGAUUAUGUAAUGAAAUAAAACAAAAUAAAAAUAUGAUCACAAAAAAUAAAAAAAUAAAUGAAUUUUUAACAUCAGUUUAAUCCUAAUCUCAGAGCAGGAGCUGAAACAGAUCAUUUUUGAUGUUGAUUAAUUUCUCCUUUUUCUACAUUAAUUAUUGAAUCAGUAACAAAUCAAGAAUUCUGUUUUUUAUUUUCUGUUCAGCUAAAUAAAGCUCAAAUCCAUCACAAUGCACCUUCAAGUUCAUAUUCAGCCAUCAUGGAUGAUUAUUUACAGAAGUAAAACUUCCCUCUCGACUGUUUUCACUGUUUAUUUCCUGGUAUAAGCUGAUGUAAGUCUGUUUAAUAGUUUAAUAUUUAUCUUAACCAAGAGAUCAUCUCAGUCAUCAGCUUUGUUUAUCAACCAGCAGCUGUGGAGGUUUACACAUCAGAUGAUUCUGCUGCUGCGUAUGAUUUUCAGAGACUUUGUCCUGGAAUGCAGUCAGCUUUUCAUUACAAAAUCACAUUUAUCAAUAAAGACAUUGUGGCGUGUACCCACAGUGUUUGUGUUGAUUAGUUUGAAAGUUAAAUCGUGUUACGCAGAUAUUUCCGAUGAUGUACAGUGGAGCUUCAUCCCUCUGCACACAGUGAUGUCCAGUGUACAUCUGUUACACACUGUCCUCUAUACGUCAGCCACAGUGUUUGUUUUUCCCCUUAUCAUCUGUUUCUCAUGUUCCCAUGAUAACCCCACUGUGGGAUGCGCUUUAGCUGCAACUAUCUCAGGGUUAAACUGAGGUUGUCAUACUCCAGCUAACUUUAUUAUUCAUCUAAGUGCAUCGCUGGUUUCUCUCUCACAGUAUCUCGAGUGAUUCUUCAACAAAAUGAUCGUUAUUGCGCACACCGAGGGAGUUCAUGAACCAGCAACCCAAAGAGAGCAGUUUCAAAAAUUUCUAUUCCUAUUUUCAGAGAUAAAAUCAUGCCGUGACUGAAGUUAGGGCACAAAUGAACUCAGCAGUCACAGACUUUUAUUUUGGCAGUUGAUCAAGUUGUAUUGGAUUUGCAUGUGGAAAUCCCAGCAGCAGUUGUCAGACUUUGCCUCCGUCAUGACAUGAACUUAUCAUUAGCUUUCAAACGGACCAUUGUAAUGAUUGAUGGGGGAUACUAUGGUGACACGCAGUCAUGCAGAACUGAUCGUCCUGGCACUGAUUUCUGUAACAGAGCUCAGACGUUGAAAGUCAGCCAGGUUGCUGUGAUUAUGUAACAACCACUGCUCAAGUUGUUGGACCCUUGAGGAUGUAAAUAGCACUAGUGUAAAUACUUUUUUAUUCAGAGAUACUAGAAGUUGCUGCCUGGUUCUCCUUCUCUAUGCUGGUCAUUUUAGCCGUACUGACCCCUAGUGUUGUGUUACAAUACUGCAUCCAAGCUCCUCUACCAGCAUUUAUUAACCCACAUAACUGCUUGGUUUUAAUUUCCUCUCUUAGUUACGCUGUGAUCGCAUUCGGCUGCGCCAGCUGCCCAAAGAUCACCUGUGGGCGCGAGGGCUGUGGGACAGAGUUCUGCUACCACUGCAAACAGCUGUGGCAUCCAAACCAGACAUGUGACACGGCGCGGCAACAGAGGGCCCAAACCUUCAGGCUCAGGAGUUUCAGGUCCUCCUCCCUAAGCUACAGCCAAGAGAGUGGAGCCGCAGGUAACAAAACUAAGAAUAACAACACACCUAUCUUAUGCUCACGUAAGAGAGAUGAAUUCCUGGCAUACUGUCUGGUCUAUAAAUAAAUGCCAAAAAAACCUGUUUGCGAACUGUCUCUUUUGCUGUCCCUCAUUCAUUCCAAAGCAGGAGAUGACAUCAAGCCGUGCCCUCGAUGUGCCGCCUACAUCAUCAAGAUGAAUGACGGGAGCUGUAAUCACAUGACAUGCGCUGUCUGUGGCUGCGAGUUCUGCUGGCUUUGCAUGAAGGAAAUCUCUGAUCUGCACUAUCUAAGGUGAGAGAAACUACAGCAGGGAAAAAUGCUCAUCAACACUCUACAGGAACUACUGUUGUGUUUUUGUCCUUUUUGUAUAGAGCAUUUUUGUCGUCUUUCCUGCAGUAGUGUAGGGGUGGGGAUUACCAGUGGCCCCACAAUAUGAUAUUAUCAAGAUACUUGCGCCACAAUACAAUAUUAUCACGAUACUUGGGCCACGAUACGAUAUUAUCACGAUACAAUAUCAUCAAGAUACUUGGGCCACAAUACGAUAUUAUCAUGAUACAAUAUCGUCACGAUUCUUGGGCCACAAUACGAUGUUAUCGCAAUACUUUGGCCACAAUAUGAUAUCACGAUACGAUACCAUCCAGUUACUUUGGCCAUGAUACAAUAUUAUCACGAUACUUGGACCACAAUAAGAUAUUAUAAUGAUACAAUGUUAUCACAAUACUUGGGCCAUGAUACAAUGUUUUUAUGAUACUGUAUUAUCACAAUACCAUAUUAUCAUGAUACUUGGGCCACAAUAAGAUAUUAUCACGAUACUUGGGCCAUGAUACGAUAUUAUCACAAUACUUGGGCCACGAUAUGAUAUUAUCAUGAUACUUGGGCCAUGACACAAUAUUAUCACAAUGCAAUAUUAUCAUGAUACUUAGGCCGCGAUACGAUAUUAUCACAAUAGUUGGGCCAUGAUAUGCUAUUAUUGCAAUUUUUAACAUUUUGCGAUCCUUAUAUGUAUUUGUUGCACUAACUUUCUUCUGCUUUAUGAUUUCACCUCUGCCAACCUUAGAGGACAAAUAGUUGACUUUAUUUUUUCAUUGUCAUAGGUUUGACUUCAUAUUAACAAUUAAUUAAAAAAUAGAUACUUGGUAAAUGAGACAAUAUGAUAUAUCACCAGACAAAAUAUUGGGAUACUAUGCUCUAUCAAUUAUUUUCUCCCACCCCUACUAUAUUGUGUCUUUGAUUAGUUGGAAAGUCUGAAUGUGACAGACUCUUUUGAAGUCUUGGUAGUUGUACACCCAACUGCUCACAUCAUAUAUCCUCUUUGUCUAUGAACACAUGCAGCCCGUCAGGCUGCACCUUCUGGGGGAAGAAGCCCUGGAGCAGAAAGAAGAAGAUCCUCUGGCAGCUCGGCACACUGGUUGGAGCUCCCGUGGGAAUCGCCCUCAUAGCUGGCAUCGCUAUUCCCGCCAUGAUAAUUGGCAUCCCUGUCUAUGUGGGCAGAAAGGUGAGGGCCAGUGGCAGACAGCUGAGGAAUUAGAGAAAGUGGUCCAAGUCAACAGUUCAAACAGACAUAUAGAGGCAGUAAAUACAGAGAUUUGAUAUUUGAUCAUGAUUUUUUUCUCUGCAGAUUCAUAAUCGUUAUGAGGGCAAGGACAUCUCCAAACACAAGAGGAAUUUAGUGAUAGCUGGUGGCGUGACUCUGUCAGUGAUCGUGUCACCUGUGGUCGCAGCAGUCACUGUUGGUAAGAGAGAGAAGCAACAUUUUUUUUAACUUUCCUAUUUUCCUUUUUUCAAAUUCUAUGUUCUUUAUUUGCAAUUUAAAACCAACAUUUUCACCGCUCAAUUUCUCCUGCUCAUGUUUUUUUUUUUGUCUGCAGGCAUUGGUGUCCCCAUCAUGCUGGCUUAUGUCUAUGGAGUUGUACCGAUCUCUCUGUGCCGAAGCGGAGGCUGCGGGGUGUCGGCAGGGAACGGCAAAGGAGUGCGAAUUGAAUUUGAUGAUGAAAAUGACAACAUAGGCAGCGGGGCAGCAGCUACAGGUAAAAAUACUCAAACCAGCCAGGGUUUGAUUUCUGUCCCCUUUUUGAAAUGUUGCUACUUGUAUUUCACUCUGCUUUGCUUUCUUCCCACCAGUACUUUAUUUAAAAAGUCAGGCCUUUGUUAUCUUUUUAGAUUGAAGUAAUUCCAGUCUGGAUAGCCUAAACUUGCUCUUAUUUUCUAAACAUUGUCUUCCCAGUUGUACAGCCACUCUUGACUUUUUUGGCUUGUGUGUCAUUUUAAUGGUUCAAUCUUCUUUUGACGUCAUUAACAACCUCUGGUUACUUUGGUAAAUACCAACAGCAGGGCUGUGGUGUCAGUGUGUUCUGGCACCAUUACAACUUCUGAAUGGCUCACAGACGCACACGUAUGUCUGUCAGUGCCUUUGUGUGCAGUUCCAGUUGAUUCAUAGCUCAUCAACAGCCAAGACAGCUGACGGGAGAUGAGUCUUAGUGACGUGUGAUGGUGUGAAAUGACUGGAACAGUGUCAGUGGUUUUCCCUGUCAAACUGAUGCCCUGUGGUCUCGGUCAAACCGCUUUUGCGUUCCCAGGAAAUAUGCAGUGUGAUGGAUUGUGUUUCUCACAGCUUGUGUCAACACUGCCGAUUGUAAUUAUGAGGCAAAAUGACCACCUGGGUUUUGACCUUUUCAGGAACACAAAGUUUUAGACUUGAUGACUUGAUGCACACCAACCUGUAGUAGCAUGAUGGUUGUAAAGGCUUUAAAAGGCAGUAAAAUCGUUGAAAUAACUGACCUUACUUUCACUUUUGUUUGCUUUUGUCAUGAGGCCUUGUUUUGUUUAUUUUGUCUCAAAGCAAACUCGCUCUGUCCUUCCUUUUACCCUAUAAAAUCACACCCUCUCUGCAACCCCCCCUUUUCUCCAGACACAACCUCUGUGGCUGAAACGCGGCUCAACAACCCCAGCCUUGGAGACGGGGCGAGCGUUGGUGGCCUGACAGGCCUGAGCCUGAGUGUGAGCGGGAGCCACAUGGAGCGCUGUGGGAUGAGCUCCACUCAGCGGGACAACAUGAGUGACAACGCCAGCACAACAGCGCUCGCUGGGACCAGCAUCACUGGCAGCCUCUCGGGAAGCUGUUACAACAGGUAAUAGACCGAAGCUGGAUGAUCUCUCUAUAACUAAGGAUGAAGAAGAGCCCUGUUUAUUCUUACGUAUUAUUUAUACUUGCAGAGACUUUGCCAAGAUACAAUAUUAUCAUGAUACUUACGCCACAAUAUGAUAUUAUCACGAUACAAUACUAUCACGAUACUUGGGCCACAAUACGAUAUUAUUGCAACACUUGGGCCACGAUACAACAUCAUUGCAAUACUUGGGCCAAGAUACAAUAUCAUCACGAUACAAUAUUAUCACGAUACUUGGGCCAAAAUUAAAUGUUAUCACAAUACUUGGGCCACAAUACGAUAUUAUCGUGACACUUGGGCCACAAUACAGUGUUAUCACGAUAUGAUUUUAUCACGAUACUUGGGCCACAAUACGAUAUUAUCGCGACACUUGGGCAACGAUACAAUAUCAUCACAGUUCGAUAUUAUCACGAUACUUAGGCCACGAUUAGAUAUUAUCAUAUGAUAUUAUCAUGAUAUGAUAUUUUCACGAUACUUUGGCCGCAAUACUAACUUUCCCAGUAGCUGGGCCCCGAUGCGCUAUUAUUGCGAUUUUUAACAUUUUGCAAUCCUUCUAUAUAUUUGUUGUACUAACUGUCUUUGGAUUUUUUUUCCCAGGAUGGAAGUUCAGGCUGAUGUCCAGAAGGAGCGCUGCAGCCUGAGCGGAGAGUCAGCCACCGUCAGUCUGGGGACGAUCAGUGACAAUGCGAGCACAAAAGCCAUGGCGGGGUCCAUCCUUAAUGCCUACAUGCCUCUGGAAAGGUUAGCAGUCAGAGUUAAUUUGUCCCGCUGACUGCUGCAGCACAUUUCUGACCUAAUUUUAAAAUCCCUGUCCUAGUUUCUCCAGACACCCUGUGGUCAGAUUGUUUGAAUGAAAGUCAUUGUAAAGUUUUUUAAAAUCAGAACUUACUUUGUUGUGAGCUUUGACUCAUUGGAUAAUGCUGCAGGAGGCAAAUAUACGUUAAUGAGGGGUUAUUUAGUGUUUCUGGGUCGUUCCUUUAAUUUACUCUUACAACAAAUACAAGUGUAUGAACAUAAUAGGUACCAAUUAUAAAAGUGUGUGAUUAUGUUUUGCAGAGACAACAGUCUGGAGGUUCAGGCAGACGUGGAGUCCAAACAGGAGAAAGUGAGGCACUGUAGCGCCAGCAGCAGCCUGGAUGAAGCGAGCUGUAGCAGCAGCACUGCUGGUCUUAAAGGUGCUAGCGGAGGCGCGUGUUCAUGCCCCUCCACCAGCUGCUGUGCGCAGCAUGACCACCACUGCUGCCCCUGCUCCCUCCCCUCCACUUCAGGGGGCAAGAGGAGCAAAGGGAAGCUGUGGAAAAGAGGCAGCAGCAGUAGCAGCAGCAAAGGAGAAGCAAAGAUAAAUGAGACACGGGGGGAUUUGGACGCUCAGCUCCUGGAGCAGCGCAGCACCAACUCCUCUGAGUUCGAUUCACCGUCCCUGAGUGGCAGCCUGCCCUCUGUGGCAGACUCGCACUGUAGCCACUUCUCGUCAGAGCUCAGCUGCUCCGACCCUGAAACUUCAAGACCAGCUCAUCCCCCCUGCUCCUCCACAUCAGACCCCCAACCUCAGCCCUCCGCCGCCGCCGCUGCCUUUAAUGAUGUCACUAUCACACCCAUGCCUGAGGUGGAGCACGACCGCCUGGAGCAUUAUCCACCUCAGAGCAGCCAUGCAGCCUUCACACACCGCCUGCUGUCCACGUCUCCACCUGCAUCGCCAAAAGAGGGGAGCAGCGGGACAUUUUUGUACAUCAGCGAGGAGAGCGGAGGAGCCUUGGUCGACACGGAGGCAGAAGAGAAAGAGGAGAAAAUGACAGAGAUCACCAAAAACACUACAGCACAGCCUGUUAGCCCAGCAAGGAAGCGCUGUAUACAAACAGACAUCUGAAGGAACUCUCUUUGGGUGUUUUAGCGGUGUUACCACUGCUAAGUCUGUUAGCCUUAUCACUUAAUUUCACUCCUGGGUAAAGCAUCUUUUGAAGCUUAAGGCUAUGAGUCUAAUUAUAUUUUUAUCGGCUGUGGAGGCGGGAAUGUCCUGUGAAUGUCAGUCUUUACAGUUAAAGGAGAGUCCAGGUCCAAGUUAGAGAGAGAGAUUUACGAGGAAAGUGAACAAGAGGUCAGAAAAGUCAAAGCUAGAUUAGUUUGAAGCAGAAGUUUUAUUCUGCCGUUGAAGCGUCACAUAAGCAGCAAGCCUUCGAUAGGUAGAGUUGAAUGUACGUGGACAGGUUUGGUUGGUGAGACACUGCAGAAAGCCCAUUCAGCUGUCAUGAUGAUCUGCAAAGUCAGUCCCCCACAAAUCGCUCUAAUGAGAGUUCAAAUCGACAAAGAGCAGAACUGAUAAAGCUGGAUAGGAGCAGGUCAAGUGUCUGGAUAGUAAAGCUGAGCUGCUACCUUAAAUCCCGAUUCUUUUUUUCCUCUGUUAUAUCUGCAAAAUCAGUUUUUUUUCUCUCUCUGGGGGUUUGCAUGAAUCAGGGAUAGAUGCGUCAUCACUGUGGUCCACCGCUGUGCCACUUCUUCACUCUGCUACUUCCGAAAAAACGGCAUGAGAAACACCACACAGCUUAAGGAUUGUGGUACCUAACAGGGACCAGUCCAUUCAGUAGCAAAUUUUAUAUUUCCGUAAUCAUCUAUAGAAAAAUAUAAUUGUUGCUUUUGUUUAAAAUGUGACUCUUUGUUUUUUGUGCUUUUGUCUUUUUUGCUUAUUUUUAUUUUCCAUUUUGGGAAAGUUGGUUUUAAUGUCAAGCCCUGUGUUGGGUCCACAAUUUUAGUCUCAUUAGGUGAGAAUUGCAUAUACCCUCUUUACUUUCAAAUGAAGACAGUCCCCGAUCCCUUUUUUUUGUCACCACAGUUUUUAUUGAUUCAUCAAAAAGCUUUAUUAUUAAAGAAAGGGAAUUUAAGUUAUUCCUUGUAACCUAAAAAAAAGCCCAAUGUUAAUAAUAAAAAUGUAGCAUCUUUUACAACUUCCACGAACCAGUCACAAUCGAACUGGAAAGUCAACCAAACAAAGUAUUUGCAAUAAAGAAACAAAGCUUUCACUCGGAGCUGAUGUGUCCACUCAGCUCUGAAACGCAUAAAGGUGCAAUGAGAAACUUUCUCGUAUGUAUUUGAGCGCCUCCAUCUCUCAUUGACACAAUAUUUACUAAUGAAUGUAUGACGAUAGUGGGGUUACACUUUUGAUUCACAGUAAAAAUUAAAAACAGUUUAAAAUUCUUCUUGUUAAUCUUAAAGCAUUGGGUUUUAAUUUUGUUUUUAAAGUGAUUCAUGCAAGUAAUGUUCUCUUUGUUGGACCCGCAGUGCCUUUGGGGGGGGAGGGAGAAAAUCCUUUAUAAAGUGUUUUUAUUUCUCAUGAUGUAUGUCUUCAAAUGAUAAACAUAAAGGUCACAAUAGAAUGAAAUAUACUUGCCUAACAAAAUGCAUGAAUACUAAUGCCUCAUACCUCCACCUCCCCUGAGUGACAGUGUUAGCAAUCAUCUUAGAUUGUUUAGCCCACCAAAGACGGCUUUCAGGAGACCACAUUCAGGCCUGUGACACUCAGCAAACAGCUACAGAGAUGAUCUUACUCUGGUUACAUCGACUAGUUUCGCCUAAAAUGACCAAAAAUGACAAUAUAACCCCAGAUGAAACCUUUUAUUAGUAAAUCUUUAAAUUCAAGACCAAAACAUUAAAGUCCAAGAUACUCGAAGAAGUCUUUGGAAAUGUUUGAAAAGUUAACCUGGAUUGUUCAUUAGCAAUAAAAGCCUGUAUUCAUCCAAAGCCUUGAUCAGGUUUUAUUCAGUGGUUUGCUAAGUUGUCAGAUGUAGAGUGGGUCAUCAGAAGAGUUGGUGCACCUCGAAAGCCUCCAGCUGCAGAAGUUUCUCACUUGUUUUUGUUCUUUCUGUAAAAGAUGCCUGAUAAAUUUCAGAAUUUUGUAUUAUUAUUUGAAGACUAGUUCCAGGUCUGUUUUCUAACUUGGUCAAAAGAAGCUUUUGCUCUUUAAAAAAAAGUAUAUAUUCCCUAAUUAUCUGCUUUAUAAUGUGCAUGUAAAUGCAUAUCCUUGAACAAUAAAAUUUUCAAUCAAG